Jaculus jaculus (lesser Egyptian jerboa) is the source of this 1947-nucleotide messenger RNA. RefSeq names its product death associated protein (gene Dap). The transcript has 4 exons. The coding region runs from base 70 to 378 and encodes 102 amino acids. Gene Ontology annotation, biological process: apoptotic signaling pathway; cellular response to amino acid starvation; negative regulation of autophagy. Gene Ontology annotation, molecular function: death domain binding. NCBI's taxonomy places the organism in Eukaryota, Metazoa, Chordata, Mammalia, Rodentia, Dipodidae. The record is from RefSeq and is a predicted model, not a curated record.
ACCGCGCCGCCCGCCACCGUCCGGGCCCGCCGUUCUCCGCCGUCCAGCGCACGUAGGGCCCGCGCCGUCAUGUCUUCGCCUCCAGCAGGGAAGCUGGAGACCAAAGGCGGACACCUGCCGGCCGUGAAAGCUGGCGGCAUGCGAAUUGUGCAGAAGCACCCCCAUGCUGGAGAUGCGAAGGAAGAGAAAGACAAGGACGACCAGGAGUGUGAGAACACCAGCCCACCGAAACCGACAGUGUUCAUUUCUGGUGUCAUUGCCCGGGGUGACAAAGACUUUCCCCCGGCAGCCGCGCAGGUGGCUCACCAGAAGCCACAUGCCUCCAUGGACAAACAUGCCUCCCCAAGAACCCAGCACAUCCAACAGCCUCGCAAGUGAACCAAGACACCCAGAUCCCCUCACCCUUAGCAGCAGUGCCCCAACUCGGAUGCUUCCCUGACCAAAAGAACUGGCAUGUUCUGCAAAAUACUGCUCAGUGGAGAAACCAAAGACAAAGCAAAGUGCUGUCUUUUCUCCUAAACUUCCGUAUUUAAAGUAGAAAAGACUCAAACCCCAAACUUUGUUUCUGGGAGUCCUGAUUGAGCAUCUUAAAGCUCAUUGCCUUCUUCCCCCCAGAAGUUCCAUUAGAGGAACUUGACAAGCCCUGAGUAAAAGGAAGUCCUUCACACUGUACCUUUAGUUUUCUCUCAGCUGUCACCAAAGUCCUUGCCUGUGGCCUUAACACAAGGCCACAAAUUUGGGAGAUGUGGUUAGGUUAGGGAAGCUGCUGGUCCUUCACAUUUGUAGCAAUUGGACAGUCCCAGUGCCUGCAGCACAGGAGGAAGGGGGACCCAAGGUGGCCGUGCAGAGCAGGGGUGGCUCGAGCAGGCCAGGGAUGGGCGUUUCCCUCCUCACUGUGACAAGUGAGCUCAGCUCCAGGGACAAAGCAUGAGCUUUGCAGGGCCUUCCUCUCCAGGAACCAUGGAUCUGGAAACCAAGGGGGUCGUGCCUCUCUCAACCUAGGGGCCAGCAGGUUCCCGGGAGAGCCAGAAACCCUGUUUUCAAGUACUCAUCUCUAGAGCUGCUUUUGCAUUCUGGAAGUGACUACUGACCAGGGUGGAGGACUGAGAUUGUUUGGGGCUGAAAGCACGACAAGACAGGACCUGUGCCUUGCCUCCCCAGGGGCCCGAAAUGUUCACUGCACUUGGCUAGGAAGAGCUGCUUGUGGGUUAGUGCUCCUAGCAUUCCCCUGCUACCCGCUGGGCCCAUCUCCACCUGAGCGUGCCAGUUCAACUUCUGAAUGCACCUCUGCCCUAGCUUACCCUACCCUGUGUGUUUGAGGCCACUGCAUGCCUUUUCUGAAAAGCCAAAGCUACUUUAGAACCUUCUGGGGUGCUGCUUAUGGAGAGGUUGCCCAUCCUCACGCUUGCCCACAGUGGUGUCUGCUGCAGGACAGUGGUGCUGUGAGCAGCGUCCACCCCCAGCCAUCCGGGUACCUGCUCCAGGCCUGUGAGCCAGCUUGCUUAGGAGGAUAGGCCUCCUCACAGUUCAUAGACCACGCUAGGAGCCCAGCAAAUGCAUUCACAGGAAGUAAGUCCAUAGAUCUCGGGGCCCGCGUUGUUAGUCUCAUAUUUCUUUCAUUGAAACAUUAGUAUGAACUAAGAAGAGUGGCUUUGGAAACCCAGGCUUGCAGCCUCACUGCCCAUUUUAUGAAACCAAGUGCAGGAAAGGACCUUGGCAACAGGCAGCUCCAGGUCCACUUGUGCCGGCCAUGCACUGCAGAAAUCAAGCACCUGCCGUCCCUCUUGUCUGGAACCAGAGCCGCUCCUGAGGUGGCGCGGGCCGCAUGCUCUCAGCUAGCUUGGUCGCGCUCUGGGCUCCAGAGCACUGCACGCAGACUGGGCCCCUGGUGUUUCUGAAUCGUUGGCUUCAAGAAUAAUGGUGAUUAUAAUAAAGCUUCUGCGCUUA